CGCCGGGUGCUCCAAACCAGCGUGCCGCGCGGCAUGGGAUAAGACGGGCCAUGGUGCGCCGAGAUCGCCUCCGCAGGAUGAGGGAGUGGUGGGUCCAGGUGGGUCUGCUGGCCGUGCCCCUGCUCGCGGCCUACCUGCAUAUCCCACCGCCCCAGCUCUCUCCUGCCCUGCACUCCUGGAGGUCGUCAGGCAAAUUUUUCACCUACAAGGGAUUGCGCAUCUUCUACCAAGACUCUGUGGGCGUUGUUGGGAGCCCCGAGAUAGCGGUGCUCCUGCACGGCUUUCCGACGUCCAGCUAUGACUGGUGCAAGAUUUGGGAAGGUCUGACCCUGAGGUUUCAUCGAGUGAUUGCCCUUGAUUUCUUGGGCUUUGGCUUCAGUGACAAACCGAGACCACAUCACUAUUCCAUAUUUGAGCAGGCCAGCAUUGUGGAGGCUCUUUUGCGGCACCUGGGGCUCCAGAACCGCAGGAUCAACCUUCUGUCUCAUGAUUAUGGAGAUGUCGUUGCUCAGGAGCUGCUCUAUAGGUUCAAGCAGAAUCGAUCUGGUCGGCUUACCAUAAAGAGUCUCUGUCUGUCAAAUGGAGGUAUAUUUCCUGAGACUCACCGUCCACUCCUUCUCCAAAAGCUUCUCAAAGAUGGAGGCAUUCUGUCACCCAUCCUCACACGACUGAUGAACUUCUUUGUAUUCUCCCGAGGCCUCACCCCAGUCUUUGGGCCGUACACCCGCCCCUCUGAGAGUGAGCUGUGGGACAUGUGGGCAGGGAUCCGCAACAAUGACGGAAACUUAGUAAUCGACAGUCUCUUACAGUACAUCAACCAGCGGAAGAAGUUCAGGAGGCGCUGGGUGGGAGCGCUUGCUUCUGUAACUAUUCCCAUUCAUUUUAUCUACGGGCCCCUGGAUCCCGUAAACCCCUAUCCAGAGUUUUUGGAGCUGUACAGGAAAACGCUGCCGCGGUCCACAGUGUCGAUUCUGGAUGACCACAUUAGCCACUAUCCACAGCUAGAGGAUCCCAUGGGCUUCUUGAAUGCAUAUAUGGGCUUCAUCAACUCCUUCUAAGCUGGAAAGAGUAGCGUCCCUGUAUUACCUCCCCCACUCCCUUACCUGUUGUGUAUUCCACUUAGGAAGAGAUGCCCAAAAGAGGUCCUGGCCCCCAAACACUAUUCUCUCACAAAGUCCGUCUGACUCACGUGUGAUUAGCAUACAGUGAAAAGCCCACAGAAGCUCUGGCUCAGGACGGCCCUAACAGUCCACCUCCCACUCUUCCAGCGUCCGAGCGAGUGUACGGACUUGCCUUUGUCUUUGUGCUAUUAGAAAAUUCUAUGAGCACUACUUCUCACAGAUUCAGAAAGACAGGCAUUUUAAAAGUCUUUUUUAACAAUUCUGUGGACUUUUCUGAAAUAUUUAGAAAUGCUCAUUUCUGUCCCAUCCUUGAUUGGAAUCCUGUGGUAAAGAAUGAGGCGAGGGUGUCUCCUCACUGGUCCUCACAUGGCUGUGAGGGCACCUGCUUCUGUAAGUUCUGUAAGCAACACAGCUUCGUGGGAGGGAGGCUCCCUUGUCAUAACUUUGGAUUUCGUUUCAUCAGCUGCUUUUAAUUAUAGGCAUUUUAUUGACCUAGGGUUUGGUUUGAAUAUGCAGUAUUCUAAGUAUACUUCAAGACUCUGAUUUACCUGCACGUAUUACACGUAUUUUAUAAGAAUACUAAACCAGCAGAUACUCUGGCAGAGUCGUGAACCUUAUUCAACAGGCUUAAUUGCUGAAUAAGUUGAUUUAAAAUGCGAACUAUUUACAGAAUUUCCUAAAGUCACAGGAUGUGAAGGACCAGUAGCAUCCGUGCCAGAGAUUUACUGUUAUUAGCUAAUUCUAACGGCAGAUAACAGUCUGACUCUUCAUACCUCAGUGCUUAGAAGAGCGUCCCUCCCGAGCUGGAGGGGAGGGGGUCAGUGUACAGCCUGAGUCGCCGUGCUGAAUGCACAGGGACUCCUUUCAUGACGACUGCGUCACUUCUCGUUGGUUGUCCUAGAGAAGCUUCCUCGUGUAGCUCAAUAAUUCCUGUACUUUACAGACAGGAAAGUUCCAGAAACUUUAAGAACAAAUUCUGAAAGGCCUAUGAGCAUAUGGUGCUGAAUAUGUUUUUUUUUAAGCCACAGCUUCAUUGUCUUACUCAAAACAGGAUGAUUGAGUGAUUAUUUUAAAUUCUUUUUUUUAUUAGCAACUUGAAGUAUAACGACUGAAACUGGAAUAAGUGUUUAUUUUCUAUUAAUAAAAAUGACUUUUGACAAAAGUGGACUCUGGCUUCCCCUCCCCCACCACCCAUCUGGGAUAAAAGUUUUCCAACAUUGUCAGGAGCUUUCAGACACACAUUAAAUUAAAGAAUAUGAUGAAGUUAAAGCAGCUGGGGUACAGGAUAGUAUUUGAUUUGCAACGUCACCCAAAGCUGUACUGUCAUACCAAAGUUGACCAAGUGUUAAUUAAAAAAAAAAAGAA
This is a messenger RNA of Suricata suricatta (meerkat), 2486 nucleotides long. It is a transcript of the gene MEST, whose product is annotated as mesoderm specific transcript. The record is from RefSeq and is a predicted model, not a curated record. Bases 51 to 1058 code for a protein of 335 amino acids. NCBI's taxonomy places the organism in Eukaryota, Metazoa, Chordata, Mammalia, Carnivora, Herpestidae. The transcript has 12 exons. Gene Ontology annotation, molecular function: catalytic activity.